Endocarpon pusillum Z07020 is the source of this 246-nucleotide messenger RNA. Its product is annotated as 60S ribosomal protein L38. The transcript has 3 exons. Gene Ontology annotation, biological process: protein-RNA complex assembly; translation. Bases 1 to 246 code for a protein of 81 amino acids. Gene Ontology annotation, molecular function: structural constituent of ribosome. Lineage: Eukaryota; Fungi; Ascomycota; Eurotiomycetes; Verrucariales; Verrucariaceae. Gene Ontology annotation, cellular component: cytosolic large ribosomal subunit; ribosome. The record is from RefSeq and is a predicted model, not a curated record.
AUGCCUUCCGAAAUCAAAGACAUCAAGCAGUUCAUUGAGAUCUCAAGACGUAAAGACGCAACCUCCGCCCGCGUAAAGAAAUCCUCCAAGACCUCCGACAUCAAGUUCAAGAUCCGGUGUCACCGCUUCCUAUACACACUGGUGCUAAAAGAUUCGGACAAGGCGGAUAAGUUGAAGCAGAGUUUACCUCCUAGCCUGAAUAUUUCGGAAGUGGGGAAGAAGAAUAAGAAGGCGAAGAAGACGUGA